This is a messenger RNA of Symbiodinium natans, 2760 nucleotides long. NCBI's taxonomy places the organism in Eukaryota, Dinophyceae, Suessiales, Symbiodiniaceae. The record is from the annotation of a GenBank genome assembly.
AUGGCGGCAUGUACUCGCAGCACAGACGAUGCCCCUCUUGACGAUGACGACAUCGUCCUGAUCCCAGAAGAGGUCAUGCAGCAGGCAAGAUUGGCCAUGCAGGAGGCCGAAGUCCAUGAGGUCAUCGGCUUGACCAACAGGAGCCCCAAACUGACUCUGACCGCCAACAGGCAAAGCUUGAAAGCCUUGUCCUGUCAAGCUGAUGAGAUUGAACCCUACUUCUCAGUCUCAUGCCUUGGGCCUACGGGCUCGGGCAAGAGUUUCUUCAUCACCAAGUUGCUGACGGCUCUGGGUUACACAGGGACCGUGCCGUAUAGCAUCGAUUUUAACGAGACCGAUGUGGGUGACAUCACUCUCUCAGUGACCUGCAACAUCAGCUGCUACCUCGCCGGCUCCAAGUUGCUCUUUGACGUGGAGGGGACCGAUGGCACCCUGCCGCUGAUGCAGCGGAUUCUGAUGGGCCUGGGAUCCCGCUGGCGUUUGUCGGACGAGGAAAGGAGGUUGCAGCAAGAGAGACGAGAUGCGGUGGCGGAGUUCUUUCCAGCCAUUGCUUUCACCAUCUCUAACACCAUCAUCUACAUCACCCGUGAACCUUUGAAGAACAGCAGCACAAGUCAAGCAAUCACAGCCUUCGCUGCCAGCAUUGCGAGAUCCAGCACCAGUGUACGACCGUAUUUAGUGAUUGUGCACAACUUAUGCCCACUGAAUCAGUUGAGGACAGGAAAAGCGAACGAGGAAGCCCUGGCCAAGGAGUUUUUGCGGACUCAUGAUGAUUCCAACUUUCUGACUGAGACCUUUCGAGGCGUUUGGUGUAUGACCUUUCCAGAUUGCAAUGUGGUGGACAAAAGGAAGAACAUCGAUGGGGAGGUGGUCUUUGAUCAACAGUUGAAGUGUUUGUGCGAGUUGCUGUCCGAGCAGCAUGAAGAGAACAAGUUGGUUCGUCGCAGGCUCCAUUGCGCCCUUCCAGGCAAGUCGCUUCUGACGAUUCUACCUGAAAUCGUGCAACAGGUGAACGAGAAACGGCCUGUGUCAAUUCCUGACAUCCUCAGGACCAAUCUGAAGAACGAUCCAGAUACGGAUUGUUUGGUGCUGAGGCGAACUUGGACAGUUGUCCACAGCUUUGUGGCGGGAAGCUUGGCGGCGGAGAUUCUUCGAGGCCAGACGUUGAAGGACGCCUUGUCACUUUGUAUUGGCAUCUCAGCCCACUACUUGGCCUGGAAGCUGAAAACGCAAGAAAAGGCAGGAUUUCCGGAUCAGUGGGUGGAGGAUCAAGCAGCUUCCUUGCAUGCCAAGCAGAUGGAUUACUUGACCAUGGUCUUUGCAAGAUGCCAGGCGGUCUCACCUCAUGGAUAUGACAACGUGGCCAAGCCCAUGGCAUGUAACGCUCGUCUCCUGGGCCACGACUGCCACAUCACCGGGGAACAGGUAAUCCCAUCCAGGUUCAAUUGGUUUCGACGGAAGGUCACCAUGAAGCUCUUCGGCGGCAUUUUCGACCGCUGGGAGGGGAACUUCGAGUCCGACCCAGUGCUGAAAGAUGCAGGUCUUUGGGGCAAAGACAUCAUGCAGCAAGAAACCGUUGCUGCGGUGCGGCUGCUGCGGGUCAGCACUCCUUCGUCGGACUCUUCUUCAAGCCUUCGAAAAAACUCGAAACACGGCUUCCACCAACACAAUGCCGAGCACUUACGCGACUGGUGUCAGAUUCUGAAGAUCACCCCCAAGGUGGCGAAGCAGGCCGAAAGCAAAACCACCAUUGUUGAGGACCUGAAGUUCCGCAAUCAUUCAUUCUGCUGCGUCUGCUUCACCUUGGUGCAAAGCACACAGAUCGACCUGCAUGUGUGCUCGGAGUGCGUCUCCUUGUUCGACGGGAUGGGGUUUCGCAGCCUCUUUCCUCGGUAUUGGAGCUGGCAGGCCCAAUUUACAGAUGGCCAUUUCCAAGUGCAAUUGGUCACCGCGGAGCUUGAACUUCAAGUGUUGAGCAGUCUCUUGCAAGUCAGUCAGCCCCAUGAACUUGGGAAGGGCCAUGAUGCUGAAAAGAAGCUGCCUCCAUACAGUUCCCUUGAAGUGCAGCAUGCCUGGCGGCUGGAGAACUGCAACCUUUGGCAGAAAUUUGACAGCGGCAGGCGCCACGUUGCGCGGGACUUGAAGAUACUGAGGCAAAAAGCCGGUGAGGGGGCUGACAUGGUCCUAUCCACCAAGAUUGACGAGAGGACCCAACCUUUGAUGCAAGAGGCUGACACGGCUGCUGGUGGAGUCAUGCUGCUACAUGGCACCAAGCCAGAAGUCGUCCUUCCGAUCGUGAACAACGGCAUGAACGAACGCCUGGCAUCUGGUGUUGCUGCCUUCGGGACUGGCAGUUACUUGUGCGAGGAUGCGGAGAAAAUGGACCAAUAUUGUCGGCCAGCGACAUCUUCCCAAGCCCAAGAGCUCCAAAAGGCUUUGUUUGCUCAGAAUGGUGUCCAGAAUUUGGAGGGCUUGUGCUUUUGCUUCGUGGUCCGGGCCACCUGUGGCAAGCCGAUCUAUACCCGCGGCCUGACCCGCGAUGAGGGGGCCAUGCACGACUGCGAGACUGGUGAAGCCAUUUUCCUGAACCGGCAGAGGCGCGAACUCGCGCAGGUUCCUGGAAGUGAUGCAGCCAGGCCGAUCUACCAUCACUCUUUGGUGGUGAACACAGGCAAGGCUCUGAAACGCUUCCGAGAGAUGGUGGUGUACCACGACACCCGUGUCUAUGCCGAGUACCUCAUUGCCUACAAACGCAUUUGA